AUGACUGGUUUCUCCAAACUCCAGCCGGUGCAAAAGUUUCUAGCUGCGAUCCACCGGGGGAGGAAGGGUGCCAAGGACCGACGCGACCUCCCCGGCUCGUCGUCCUCUCUAGGCCUCAACCAUGUCGACCCUCCUAUCCCUUCCCCAUGGGGCCUGCCAGUCGAAAUACAAAUCCAGAUCUUCGGUUACUGCGGGACCGCCGAUUAUCACCCGUUGAGACUGGUCUGCAGGGCCUUCAAUGAGCUCCUAACCCGACAUGAACACGAGAUCGUGCGACAGUACCUCCGCCAGCGUCGACAUGGCACGCUACCGUCCCCCAUCGACAGCGAGAGAACCUAUACCCGCAACCCGGAGGAUGAUGUCGUGCUGCUGUCGGACCUUUUCCCGCCGUCAACAAGCGCCAGGGGAGGCCAUCUCUACACAUUCCGGUAUCUCUAUGGCCUGCGGCAGAGACAAAAGCAAUCGUCGCGGCUCUGCUACUACCUCGCAGACCGCAUCAUGGACCAAUUUCUGCAGACCGAGCCUAUUUUCCUGAGAACUACGUUCCCCACGAAGAAAGCGGAACGAACCGCGCUGACCAAACGAGGCAAAGCUAGCAUCUGGUUCCAUCUAGCACCAAUAAUGUACUACCUCCUGUACUACCUCGAGUCGUACAUGUCUGCUCGACGAGAGCAUACAAACAUGCUUCUCCGCGAAUAUGAAGCCGGUCGCUUGACAGUCCCCGUCCCUCCCCACAGGCGCCGGCAGAUGUACCAUGAAAUCCAGACCCGAAUCCUCAAGAAACCUCCCUUCACCAACACCACGGCCUUACUUGCUACCCACCACUGCAUGUUGUUACUGGUCAGUUACAUCCGCCAUACAAUGUCCUCGGAAACGGCGAUCGAUGAUUCCUGGAUCAGCUCCCUUCUCACGAUAGCACCAUUUGGGCGCAUUGUCGAGUUCUUCUCUGCCGAGAUCGGAGAUGGGGGCAACCAGCGAAUGCAGCGGAAGGACUUCAUGUACAACUUUCACCACGACAUGACGGCGCACCGAAAAGACCAUAUGAACUCGGUUAUUUUCGGUGAGUCGUCAGACCAGAACAUACAUACAUCUGUGCGGGAUCUCUGGUUUUGGGCGGCUCAGGCGGAGUUGGAAGAGAGGCAGGCAAUUCCUCACGAGAUAGAGGUUGCCUGGACAUGGAAUUCCGUCCCCAUCUUGAUCGGGUGCGCGGACUGCCAAAGGCCAGAAAUCCCGGGAUGGUCAGCAUGA
Molecule: messenger RNA, 1248 nt
Organism: Penicillium argentinense
Lineage: Eukaryota; Fungi; Ascomycota; Eurotiomycetes; Eurotiales; Aspergillaceae
Product: F-box protein
Exons: 3
Coding region: 1-1248 (415 amino acids)
Molecular function (GO): protein binding
Source: RefSeq, a predicted model, not a curated record